This is a messenger RNA of Diorhabda carinulata, 717 nucleotides long. Its product is annotated as trypsin-3-like. Gene Ontology annotation, molecular function: serine-type endopeptidase activity. NCBI's taxonomy places the organism in Eukaryota, Metazoa, Arthropoda, Insecta, Coleoptera, Chrysomelidae. The transcript has 2 exons. The record is from RefSeq and is a predicted model, not a curated record. Bases 1 to 717 code for a protein of 238 amino acids. Gene Ontology annotation, biological process: proteolysis.
AUGGCUGAUCGAGAACCAACUGAGAAUCAAUACGAAGGGAAAAUUGUAGGAGGUGCAAUAACAGAUACUACUAUAUAUCCAUACCAAUUAUCUCUACAAUAUUUAGGUAUCCAUGUGUGCGGGGCUUCUUUGAUAGGACGAAAAUGGGUCCUGACAGCCGCCCAUUGCGUAUACGAUAUAUUCACCAACUUCCUAUCGAUCAGAGCGGGUGCCGUGGCCAAACAACGCGGCGGGGAAGUAAUAGAUGUUGUUAAAAAAUAUAUUCACCCUUUGUUCAACAAUGAUACUCUAGACUACGAUAUAGCUCUUCUCGAACUCAACGAGGAUGUGGAUCCAGAUUAUGGUGAAAUAAUACCAAUAGCCAACGAAGGUGAUACUAUGAAUGAGGGAGACAUGGGUACUGUUGUCGGUUGGGGAGCAACUGUUGAAAAUGGCCCGAUGUCGAAAGAACUCAUAGUAACCGAAGUUCCUGUAAUAGCUCACAAAAAGUGUGAGAAUAUUAUGGGAACAAUGUUAACAAGCCGGAUGUUUUGCGCAGGGUAUCUAAUUGGAAGGAGAGAUGCAUGUCGAGGUGAUUCUGGUGGACCAUUUAUAAUUAACGGUGUUCAAAUUGGUAUUAUUUCGUGGGGUAUUGGAUGCGGACGACUGCUAAUUCCUGGCGUUUAUGCAUCUAUUCCUGUACUGAGGAAAUAUAUUAGGUCGAUAUCAGGAAUUUGA